GGGGGGGGCGCUGGCUGGAGAAAAAGCGGCCACUGGAGCCCUGAAGGCAGCCAGCCUGCCUCCCAGCAAAGCUUUUAGGCUUCAGUAGGGAAUGCAAGUAGCCCAAAAUGGGGAAGAACUGGGAACAGAAGAGGAAGAGUUGGAGGAACUGGGAGGCAUCAAUGAACAACUAAUAAGGAAACACCAGCUGCCACUCUCAGCACAGUCAGCCUUCAGCUAUGUUCCCCCCCGACGCAAAGAUCCCCCUGAACUCAGCUAUUUUCACCAAGAGAGCAAGCCAGGAAUUGUUUCCCUGUACGACUGCAUCUUUAAAAGACCCAUGGGCUAUGACGAAAAACUCCACCGCUGUGACAGAGAACACGCCAAAAGCAGAGGACUUCAUAUUAAUGAUGAGGAAAAAGCAAGGCCUAUGGCAGUCUUGUCCUCCUCUGAAUAUGGGCGACGCAUAGACAAGCCCGUGGAGCAGUUGGUCCGAGACCAUGUGCGCAUUAAACACGUUCAGGCGGAAUUCUACAGGAAAAACGGAAUAGCUUGCUUGAUAGAAAAAUCAUCCAGAAACAUUGAAGCAACCUAAGGCUACUUGUUGUGAUUGAUAGCAGGGAAGAAUUAAUGUGCCUGGGUUUUGUUUCUGUAUUAUUUCCUGUACUGUGCUACUGGGAUUUUGGGGAAAUUCCAAUAUUGCAUCAUAUCAUCUGAUGAAUUCUUUGCAGGGUUGCUAAAUUAAGUGAGACAUGUUUUACUUGAAUGUGCCUGUAACAUGGCAACAUUUAUGCAACGAGCAGCUCACAACAGCAUUCUACAAGGAGCAUUAGCUCAUAAUACAAUAUUCGGGGAAGAGGGCGCAGUUGCUCCCAUGACAAGGGGGUUUUCACUUUUUUCAGUGCAUCCUGCUUGCUAAAGCAGCCAUGUGCUUGUCUGUGAGUACUAGACUCAACCAUUUCUUAUGACAUGCUAAUAAUAUGCAGGUUAGAGCUUUGAUUCACAAAUCAAUGGAUGUUAGAUCACAAAUGAAGGCGCUGACAACA
Messenger RNA from Podarcis raffonei (Aeolian wall lizard), 1025 nucleotides. It is a transcript of the gene CFAP90, whose product is annotated as cilia and flagella associated protein 90. The record is from RefSeq and is a predicted model, not a curated record. NCBI's taxonomy places the organism in Eukaryota, Metazoa, Chordata, Lepidosauria, Squamata, Lacertidae. The transcript has 3 exons. Bases 92 to 574 code for a protein of 160 amino acids.